This is a messenger RNA of Kluyveromyces lactis, 2958 nucleotides long. RefSeq names its product proteasome regulatory particle base subunit RPN1 (gene RPN1). The record is from RefSeq and is a predicted model, not a curated record. Lineage: Eukaryota; Fungi; Ascomycota; Saccharomycetes; Saccharomycetales; Saccharomycetaceae. The transcript has a single exon. Gene Ontology annotation, molecular function: enzyme regulator activity. Gene Ontology annotation, biological process: regulation of protein catabolic process; proteasome-mediated ubiquitin-dependent protein catabolic process. Bases 1 to 2958 code for a protein of 985 amino acids. Gene Ontology annotation, cellular component: proteasome storage granule; nucleus; proteasome complex.
AUGACGAAAGAUAACGAUAUCGUAAAGGAAGCCGCUGCUCCAGGCGCCGAAGAGAAGCCAAUUACUGUACCAGAUGAACAAAACAAUAAGAAAAAGGAUGCCAACAAUGAAGAAGAGCUUUCUGAAGAAGAUUUGAAGCUUAAGGAUGAUUUGGAGUUCUUAGUCAGUACAUUGAAGGGAGAUGAUACCUCAUUGUAUUUGGGAUCUUUGGAUCAAUUGAAAGAUUCUAUCAAGAAUUCAACCAGUUCUAUGACUGCUGUUCCUAAGCCAUUAAAGUUUUUGCGUCCUUCGUAUCCAGAAUUGGUUUCAGUUUAUGAGUCUUGGACUGAUGAUAAGUUACAAUCUCUUUUGGCAGAUGUGUUGUCAGUUUUGAGUAUGACUUACUCCGAUGAUGGCAAAUACGAUUCGUUGAAAUAUAGACUUUUAUCCAAUGAAAAGAACAUUGAGAGUUGGGGUCAUGAAUACAUGCGUCAUUUGGCAUUAGAGAUUGGAGACGUGUAUAAUAAACAGGUGGAGAAGGAGGCAGAUGAGUCUACCCCGGAACCAGACGCAGAUUUCAACCAACAAGAUUUGGUUAGUUUAUCUCUUCAAAUAGUGCCAUAUUUUUUGAAACACAAUGGUGAAGCAGAUGCAGUAGAUUUGUUGUUAGAAAUUGAAUCCAUUGAUAAACUACCACAGUUCGUCGAUGAUACGAGUUUCACUCGUGUGUGUCAGUAUAUGGUCGCGUGUGUGCCACUUUUAGCACAUCCAGAUGAUGUUUCAUUUUUACAAACUUCAUUCGCUAUUUACUUAUCGCACAACGAAUUGACAGAAGCCUUGAACUUAGCUAUAAGGAUCGGGGAUGAAAAUUUGGUAAGGUCAGUGUUUGAUGCAACCGCAGACCCUGUCAUUCACAAACAAUUAGCAUACAUCCUUUCAAGUCAAAGAUCUUCAUUCCAACAGGAAGGUGUGCAAGAUAUUAUAGACAACGUUCAAUUGUCGGAACAUUUCAGAUAUUUAGCUAAAGAAUUGAACCUUCUACAGCCAAAGACACCGGAAGAUAUUUACAAAUCACAUUUAGAAAGUUCAAAGGCGUCUUUCAAUAAGACGAGUAUGAGUUCAGCUCAACAGAAUUUGGCAGAAUUUAUGGUGAAUGGUUGGUUGAAUUUGGGUUAUUCUUCGGACAGCAUCUACUCCAAAGACAGCAAUUGUGUUUAUAAGACUAAAGGUGACGGUAUGACCUCGGCGGUAGCGAGUAUCGGGUCUAUUUAUCAAUGGAACCUCGAUGGUUUGCAAGAACUAGACAAGUACCUAGUAACUGAAGACUUAGAAGUCAAAGCCGGUGCUCUCUUGGGUAUAGGAAUCUCUACAUGUGGUGUUCAUGACGGUGAAGUUGAGCCCGCACUUCUUCUCUUACAAGAGUACGUCACAAAUCCAAAUGUCAAGCUAAGUUCGGCUGCCAUUAUGGGAUUAGGUAUAGCAUUUGCCGGUAGUAACAAUGAUGAAUUAUUGGGCACAUUAUUGCCCGUUGCCGCUGAUACCAGUCUUCCAAUCGAAGUAUGUUCCAUGGCUUGUUUGUCAUUAGCUCAUGCCUUUGUUGGAACCUGUAACGGUGAUAUCACAACAACUAUUAUGGACAACUUUUUAGAACGUUCCUCCGAAGAAUUAAAGACACACUACACUAACUUUUUCGCACUAGCCUUGGGUAUCUUAUACAUGGGUCAAGGUGAACAAGUGGAGGAUGUCUUGGAUACUAUUUCUGCUAUUGAAAAUCCAAUCACGUCUGCUAUUGAAGUCUUAGUGAAUGCAUGUGCUUACACUGGCACUGGUGAUGUAUUGAUGAUCCAAGAUUUACUUCACCGUCUAACACCAAAGAAGGAUUCUAAGGACGACAAGGAAGAAGAAGCGGACGAAGAAAUGGGUGAUGUGCUUCCAAGUGAGAUUCAAGACAGUUUAGGACUGGGAUUACAAGAUAUUCCGGGAGCAGCUGAUACCGUGUAUAAUGAACAAGAUGAACAACCAGAAGAGGUUGAUGUAGUAAUGGAUGAUGCAGAUGGUUCCAACGCUACGAAUGAUGAAACAAAGGCAUCCGAGCAAAAGGGCGAUGAAGACGCAGAGGACGAACAAGAGGGAGAAAAAGAAGAAAACGCUGAGGAUGCUGGUGAAGACAAAGAGAAUGAAAAUUCACAAGCUGCAGAACUAGCGUUUGCUGUUUUAGGUAUAGCCAUGAUCGCUAUGGGUGAAGAAAUUGGUAAAGAAAUGUCGCUACGUCACUUUGGCCAUUUGAUGCAUUACGGUUCUGAUGAAAUCCGCCGUUCGGUGCCUUUAGCUAUGGGUUUGAUUAGCGUCUCUGAUCCUCAAAUGAAGGUGUUCGAUACACUAUCCAGGUUCUCUCAUGACGCUGAUCUAGCUGUGUCUAUGAGUUCAAUCUUCUCCAUGGGUCUCUGUGGUGCAGGUACGAACAAUGCUAGAUUAGCACAAUUGUUGAGACAAUUGGCUAGUUAUUAUUCUAAGGAAUCCGAUGCCUUAUUCAUGACAAGACUCUCCCAAGGGCUUGUCCAUCUCGGUAAGGGAACCCUUUCAUUAGACAUCUUCAACGAUGCUCAGGUUUUAAAUAAGGUAUCAUUGGCAUCCUUGCUUACCGUAUUAGUCGGAAUGAUGUCUCCUGAGUUUAUGCUGAAGAACCACAGCCUAUUCUAUUAUCUAAAUUCGGCAACAAGACCAAAAUAUAUCGUUACUUUGGAUGAAGAGGGGAACCCAAUCAAGGCCAGUGUUCGUGUCGGUCAAGCUGUUGACACUGUUGGUCAAGCAGGUAAACCAAAGACUAUCACAGGUUGGAUUACCCAUUCUACACCAGUUCUACUAGGGCACGGUGAAAGAGCAGAAUUAGAAACAAAUGAAUAUAUCAGUUACACCAGCCGGAUCGAAGGUGUAGUGAUCCUAAAAAAGAAUCCUAAAUACACAGAAGAAGUGAACUAG